Vitrella brassicaformis is the source of this 1050-nucleotide messenger RNA. NCBI's taxonomy places the organism in Eukaryota, Vitrellaceae. The record is from the annotation of a GenBank genome assembly.
CUUGGAUCUCUGACCCCGUUUCCUUUCCCCCGCGUGAUGAAGCUGCUUGUGUGCCUCGUUGGCGCCCUCCUGCUGGCCGGUACCGUGUGUGCUGAUCCCUUCGCCACCAAAACGACAGUAGAGGACUUCAAUCACAUAAUUGACCGAGGCAGCCUGCUUAUUUUGUUCUCCUCCGUUUCUUCCCAGGACGACUCUGCGGAGGGGAGGGAGCUGCGACCUGACGAACAUGACGACCAUCAUCAGGUGGGCGAGCAGGCAAGACACUCCCAGCGGACGCACGCAUGUGUGUGUGUGUGUGUCUGCGUGUAGGACGUCUGGAAUCACGUGAGGGAGUGGUGGCAAAGAGGGCGCGAUACGGCGGACUUCUGGAUCGACGCUGCACAAGGUACUAACGACGGUCGGUGGGUCGUGAACCGUGCAUGGAUGGGUUUGUCUGUCUGUCUGUCUGCGUGAAUGAUUGCAGGGAGUGCGGCUGAUGACGAGCACAGGCAGCUGCAGACAAACGACCAUCAGGUGAGUGAGUCGCCGGGGGGCAACAAACAAAGCACUCACUCACAGAUCAGCACCAUGCACUCAUGUCUGUCAUGUGUGUGUCUGUCUGUCUGUCUGUGUGCGUGUGUGUGUGCAGAGUGGUGGCCGCGUCGUCAUGGGUCGGGGUCGCGUCGUGGGUGGGGGCGUGUCAGGGACUGGUGGCGCCGGAGACGCGACGGAAACAACUAGGUAGGCGGGUGUGGUGAGAGCCUGGCUGGGAAGGGAGGGAGGGAGGACAGCAGUGGUGCCCUGAAUGGACGGAGUGCCAUCUGCACGCUGCAUUCAUUGAUUUGUUUGCUGGUUCCCCUGGGUGUGGUGGGUGUCUCAGGUGUGUAGCUGAGAGGUCGACGAGCCGCAACACAAGACCCCUUGUCUGCACUCGCUAGCCAGCUGCCUGUCUGAAGAUUUAUAUGUGGGUCGACGAACGGCCUUUUUUCGUCCUUCACUUUUCCUGUCUGCCUGCCCAUCCGUAGGUGAGUGAGUUGAAUAGGCAGCUGCCUCUCGUGUGGUUGUGUUGGU